AUGUCUGAAGAACUCGAAAUCAACGUAAAACAUAAACUUACGACAUGGGAAGCUUACAAUUAUAUCUUGCACGGACUCGUCAAGGAAGCUAUUGAAGUCUUCAAAUUGGAUUCUCGGGUAAAAUUGACGACAUUUCAGAUUUGGACUGCUUACCUCCGACGAAAUGAAGCCGCAUUUUUCAAUGAUGAAGAGAGGGUUUUGCCAAAAUUGCCUGCUUGCUUCCAAAAACACGAUUUUCAACUCUUGUCGAACAUGGUGCGGAAACGAAAAUAUUCUGAAAUUGAAGAAAAAGGUCCAGAAGCGACUCAAUUCACGAAAUUUGACCUUCAAAUCGCAAAAGUCGACCGAAAAAUGCUGAAACAACCGUCAGGCUUUGAGCAAUCUUUGGUCCUAAAACCCGUUCAUCGAAGUCACCUUGGACGCCGUUACGACAAACAAAGAUUGGGACGAAGUGUCAUGUAUCUCAUCCUCUUUUGUGCCAUAAAUUACCAUCAUCCCGAGGUACAAAUCUCGGAUUUGCUGCGAAUGAUUCACGAAGGACGGCUCUCGUACUUUGAAUGUCGUCAUUUUCUCCCGGCCGAAUUGAGUGAAGAAGAAAAAAUUUACAUCAACAAAAUGUACACAAAAUUUCCGGCUUACCUAACGCAUCGUCAAUUCAGCUUUUCGCUGCAAGAAUUCACGUUUUUCUGCAAUGUUGACUUGAAUCAUCCAAAUUUGUACGUUUUGUUCGAGCGAUAUGUCACGGAAAUGGCUUUGCCGGAGACUUUUUACAAAUUUGUCGAGCGAUUAUUCAGUUUGUGCCCCAUAGACUUCGAGUUUUCCGCAAAUCGAAGCAGCAAUAUUCCCUUUUAUGAGGGCCGGGCGAUGGCUUACAUCAUUUUCGCGCUGAAAUUAUUGUUCGGCGUCAACGGAUUAACGGAAAUGGAGAUGUCGAAAUCGACAAAACGCGUUAAUGACUUCAUGGAAGAGCAAAAAAUCAAUUCUAAAAAAUUAUUUGUGUGGUCCGAAUGGGUUGAGUACUUCACAGCGAGGAAAUUGCUGCUUAUGAAACAUUACGAACAAACUUUUAUCCAACACGAAACGGAAUAUAGUGACUACAGCAAUAGAUCUACGGCUCAUUACUUGAAUUUGUGCAAGAAAAAUUUCACUUAUCGCAAGGAAGAACCCCAAAUGACGCCAGGAAAGAAAAAUAAAAUGCCGCGAAUGAUGCGGAGACAGAGAAAUUUCGCGGAAGUCGCAAAAAAUAUUAAAGAAAUUCGCAAAAAUGAACUUAAGCCCAUCGAUUUUCCGCCUUCGUUCACUCCAAAUGCGUCAAAUUUGGAAAUUUUAAAGGGAGAAGUUGAGAUUCCCGAAAUUUUGAAAGAAAAAAUCACCGAAAGAAACGUCGAAUAUUUAAUAAAAAGCUCAAAACUCAAGAGAAAGUUUCAAAAAUUCGGAUUUACAUUGAAAACUAUUGAAGCUCCAAGCAACGAAUGUGUUUCGUUCGCACGAAAUAAGAAAGAUACGACAAAAAUUUCGAAUUACAAGAAGAAUAGUUACAGAUUUCGGAUUGUGCGAACAAAUAUUGACGAAACAAGCUAUUUGGAGAACAUUAAAAACGAAGAAGAGCAGAAGGAAAUGCAAAAAAUGAAGGCAAAAGAUGGAGAAUCAACGAAAAAAGAGCUAAAAACCUUGAAAGACCUCACAAAAACUUACUUGAGGGAAAAAAGGAAAAAAUUUGAACCGCAGGAAGAUGAUUUUUUCAGUGAAAUUGAGUCAUCAAGUGAUUCCGAACCCGAUGAAAAUACUUCCAUCACACUUUUCAAGCCAAAUUUCGAUUAUUGGACCUACUUGGAGUAUCCGCACAUGAUCACCCAAGACCUUUACGACUACAUGCGACCCGAAUUUCCCGAAAGUUUCAAGUGGUUGCUCGAAAAUUGUGCGAAUCUCGUGAUGAUGAAACCAUAUCAUCUAUAUUUUGAGCUGUUAACGAUUGAAACGCAGUUUUUGUACAUUUUGAAACCCAUGCACAAGAUCCGGAAUGAACUCGUGUACCAAGAUGUUGACGAACUGUCAAAUAAUAUUCGGUCCACAGUGAAACAUUUGCACAAAAGGUUCAAGGAUGGAAUGUUGAUACAUUGAAAAAAGUUAAAAUUUAAUGAAAAAUUUAAGAAAAUUAAAGUCCAAGUUUAUUUUUUACUAAAUUUAGCAGCUGCAGCAUUUGACGCAGCAACGAAUGUUCUUUUGAGUUUUCCUUCUCUGCCUUUUCGGAAUUCGGCAGCGACGUCUUUUGAUAAUUCUGCGAUGAGUUGCAUGGUUUCAGCG
Messenger RNA from Culicoides brevitarsis, 2304 nucleotides. Its product is annotated as TATA box-binding protein-associated factor RNA polymerase I subunit B-like. Gene Ontology annotation, cellular component: RNA polymerase I core factor complex; RNA polymerase transcription factor SL1 complex. The transcript is spliced from 2 exons. The record is from RefSeq and is a predicted model, not a curated record. Bases 1 to 2121 code for a protein of 706 amino acids. Gene Ontology annotation, molecular function: RNA polymerase I core promoter sequence-specific DNA binding. Gene Ontology annotation, biological process: RNA polymerase I preinitiation complex assembly; nucleolar large rRNA transcription by RNA polymerase I. NCBI's taxonomy places the organism in Eukaryota, Metazoa, Arthropoda, Insecta, Diptera, Ceratopogonidae.